Neospora caninum is the source of this 3810-nucleotide messenger RNA. RefSeq lists its product as hypothetical. The transcript is spliced from 8 exons. Bases 1 to 3810 code for a protein of 1269 amino acids. Gene Ontology annotation, cellular component: spliceosomal complex; intracellular anatomical structure. NCBI's taxonomy places the organism in Eukaryota, Apicomplexa, Conoidasida, Eucoccidiorida, Sarcocystidae. Gene Ontology annotation, biological process: mRNA splicing, via spliceosome. The record is from RefSeq and is a predicted model, not a curated record. Gene Ontology annotation, molecular function: RNA binding.
AUGAGGAAAUCUGCGCUCAGUUUCUUUGACGAGGAAGAAGAGAAUGAUGUAGUAGAAAGCUCGUUCUCUCAUCCUAGUGCUGACGAUGGGUGCCAAAGCGCUGCGGCUUCUACGCCUUCAGGGGAUUCUGCUUCUGGAAAAGACGCUUCUUCUCCCUCCGCUGCUCCUGUUGUCUACGGCCCAGAGACUCCUUCUUUUCCUUGUCCUGACCCCCUUCCUUCUUUUUCUUCGAAGGCCAGGAAGAAAUCCCGAGUUUUGUUCAAUGCAGAAGCCGUCACGGCCACGUGUGGUAGCCAAGGAUCGCCGUCUGGCGAUGCCCCUGGUGUACCUACACCCGACUCGUCAGGCGUCGCGUUCCGCGUCCCCGUCUUCAAUCGUCCACGACACCUAGCGUCCAACAAGCUGUCUUCGCCUCAAUCGGGUGAGGGGACAUUAUCGUCUUCCACUUCUGUACAACGAGGCGGAAGUCGUCUGGUAGCUCUCGGCAGCGACGAAAAAAAGAACCGCAAAGGCGCGAACGACGAUGCGUGCUCGGUUCGGUCUACAGCAGCUGGCAGCAGCACGCCAUCGGUGUUCUCGUCUUGUUCGUCGUCAAAAGUUACAAACGACGAGGCACGGUCUUCGUCUCCGUCGUCCGCGCCGCCGCGCGCUCGGCGCAUGCGCUCCGGAUGGGACGAAGACGGAGAAGACGAGCAACGCGACAAGGAAGCAUACAUCGACGAGGAAACGGAUAAGAUGCUGGCCCGCAUUUGGUAUGACCGAGAUGAGGUCUCUGGCUUUUCGCUUGGCGAGUACAUGGACCGAGACGAAGACCAGCGCGAUCGAUUGAGAGAGCGCGAAGAAAAACUAAAAAAGCUACAAGUUCAGUCGAGGAAGCAAUGGCGUGAGCAACAGCGAAACGCGGAUAAUGAGGCGUGGGAAAGAGACAGAAUGAGACGCAGCGGCGUGGGAGAAAGAACGGAGGUGGACUUUGCUGCUCGCAUUGCAGAAGACGAAGAUGAACAAAAGGAGCACGUCAUAUGCCGGAACAUACGACCGCCUUUUCUAGACGGCUUCGACGUCGAGCAUUCGCUGCCGAUGAUGGUUCAGGAUGCUACCAGCGAUAUGAACGUCAUGGCGAGGAAAGGCAGCGCGAUUCUUCGGUUCGUGAAGGACCAAGAAGACCGGUCGGCGGUGCGGCAGCGGUUUUGGGAGCUCGCAGGCUCCACUCUCGGCAGCCUCCUGCAGACCAGCGACGAACAGGAGAAGGCCACGCUGGCGCAGAUGAAGGCGAACAACUCGUGGAAAAUCGCGGGCGAAGAAGAAGGCGAAGAAGAUCGACAAAGCUUUCGGCAACAAAACCAAUACGCGGCGAUUCUGAAGAGCGCAGAGACCGAGGCCACGAGUGAAUUUGCGAGGACGCAAACGCUGGCUGAACAGCGCAAAUCGCUUCCUGUCUACGCUGUGCGAGACGAAUUCCUGGACAUUGUCCGCGAACACCAGAUCGUGGUGGUGGUGGGCGAGACUGGGAGCGGCAAGACGACGCAGUUGACGCAGUAUCUCUAUGAGGCGGGCUACGCGUCUCCGGCGUCUUCUUCUCGAGAGGCGCCGAACCCUCUGCAGCGACUCGUGCGCUCUUCGCCGGAGUCUGUGUUGAAAAGACAGAAACUGGCCGAGGGCGAUCCGCCGGCCUCGCUGCACGGCGGGAUCGCUUCCCUCGCCACGCCGUCCGUGAACCUCAUCGGGUGCACGCAGCCGCGCAGGGUGGCUGCGGUGUCUGUGGCGAAGCGCGUCGCCGACGAGGUGGGCACGGAGCUGGGAGAAGAAGUGGGAUACGCCAUUCGAUUCGAGGACUGCACGAGCGAGCGAACGCGAAUCAAGUACAUGACCGACGGCGUGCUUCUGCGUGAGUCCCUCAGCGACGCCGACCUGGACAAAUACUCCGCGGUGAUCAUGGACGAGGCCCACGAAAGGUCUCUGAACACGGACGUGCUCUUUGGGAUUUUGAAAGGCGUCGUUGCGCGGCGCAGAGACUUCAAGUUGAUUGUGACGUCCGCGACGAUGGACUCGGACCGCUUUUCUUCGUUCUUCGGCGGCGCGGUGAUUUUCCACAUCCCCGGAAGAACCUUCCCCGUGGACGUGGAGUUCGCGCGCUCGCUGCCGGACGACUACGUGGACGCGGCGGUGCAAAAAUGUCUCGCAGUUCACUGCAGCACGCCGUGGAAGAAGAAGACGAAAAAGGCUGAGGCCCGCGAAACGGCGGCGUCGAAGAAGGAAGGAAAAGGCUCUGGCGGGUCCUCGAGCAAGUCCGAUGGCGACACGGCCUCUGCUCGGAUCAAAUCAGAAGACGCGGAACCCGAAGAAGGCGAGGAGAACGGCGGAGACAUUCUGAUUUUCAUGACGGGUCAAGACGACAUUGAGGUCACCUGUUUGCUUCUCGCGGAGCGUCUGGGGCAGCUGGGGGACAAGGCGCCUCCGUUGACGAUUUUGCCGAUUUACUCGCAGCUUCCAGCAGACCUGCAGGCGCGCAUUUUUCAGCCGUCGCCGUUCCGGAAGGUGAUUGUGGCGACAAACAUCGCAGAGACGUCGCUGACCGUGGACGGGAUCAAAUACGUGAUUGAUCCCGGAUUCUGCAAGAUGAAGGUGUACAACCCCAAGGUGGGUAUGGACGCGCUGCAGUUGACGCCGAUCUCGCAGGCGAACGCGAAUCAGCGGAAAGGCCGCGCCGGCCGCACGGGCCCCGGCGUCUGUUACCGGCUGUACACCGAGCGCGUUUUCAUCAAGGAGUUGCUCACCUCGACGGUUCCGGAAAUCCAGAGGACGAACCUCGCGAACGUCGUCCUUCUCCUCAAGAGCAUUGGCAUCCGCGACAUUCUGUCCUUCGACUUGAUGGACCCACCGCCGGAAGAGACGAUCGUGAACGCGCUCUACCAGCUCUGGGUCCUGGGCGCCCUCGACAACUUGGGCGAACUCACGGCUCUCGGGAAGAAAAUGGUUCUCUUUCCGCUCGAUCCGCCGCUCUCCAAGAUGGUCUUGGUCGCCGAGACCCAGCGCGCGACGCGCGAAGUCGUCACGGUCGUCUCCAUGCUCUCCAUUCCCUCGAUUUUUUACUCGCCGAAGGAACGCCAAGACGAGGCAGAGGCGACGAAAGAGAAAUUCUUCGUCCCGGAGAGCGACCAUCUGACCCUCCUGAACGUCUACCAGCAGUGGAAACGAACGCAGUACAGCAGUUCCUGGUGCACGCGACACUUUGUUCAACCCAGAGCGAUGAAGAAGGCUCGGGAAGUUCGGGCGCAGCUUCUCGACAUCAUGGAACAACAGGGUAUCCCCGACGUCUCCUGUGGCACGGACUGGGACGUUAUUCGAAAGUCAAUCUGUGCGGGGUACUUCCACAACGCGGCGAAGCUUCGUGGCAUCGGCGAGUAUGUCAAUUUGCGUUCGUCCAUUCCCUGCCAUUUGCACCCGACCUCUUCGCUCUACGGCGCUGGACACACGCCAGACUACGUCGUCUACCAUGAAGUCAUUCUCACGACGAAAGAGUACAUGCGAAAUGUGACCUCCGUCGAAGCUUCAUGGCUAGCCGAAUUGGGUCCAAUGUACUUUGCGCUUCGACGCAUGGGGGAAGGCGGUCGCCAAGCGCGCGAACGGGACGAAGACGAAAAUCGAAAAGCGGAGUCGAUUUUUCAGCAGCAAAUCCAAAAGGCGGCUGCGCACCAGCAGGCGCAGGCUGAGGCCGCCAAGGCCGCCGCACGAGAGGCCCAGCAAUUUGCCGUCGCAACCGCGGGAAGAAGAAAAGGCCCCGGAGGGAGUUCUCGCCGACUAAUUUGUUAG